AUGGCGAGGCCCAUCGUAGUUUUAUUGAAGAACACGGAAACGAAGAAAGCAAACAAUUAUUUUAUAGCCGCCCGCCAAUACGAAGAGGUUCGUGCUGAAUCGAAUGGCAAGGCGGAAAUUGUUCGGCUAAUGUUGGCACUAGCACCAAAUAAAUGCGGAAAAAAUAUUUUUCGGGAAGCUAGCGAACAAUGGCAUUAUUCUCGUCAAGGAGAAAAAAUUUUGCUCUUGGAGCGAAGUCGAAAAGAAGAAAAAGAAAAACAGUUAAUUGCGAACCAAGAAAAAAGAAUUAUUCAAGUUGGCAAAAGCCAAACGACAAUUAAAGAAGUUUAUGGCGGAAGCAAAGAAAAUCCUCGGGGGAAAGGAGUCCAAGCCCGCGGAUUAUUAUUUAAAUUAGUUCCGGAAUUUACCUCUGUUCACCCUAGCACUUCUCGGAAAUUUUUUGAAACGGCUCAAAAAUGA
Funneliformis geosporum is the source of this 459-nucleotide messenger RNA. NCBI's taxonomy places the organism in Eukaryota, Fungi, Glomeromycota, Glomeromycetes, Glomerales, Glomeraceae. The record is from the annotation of a GenBank genome assembly.